Messenger RNA from Gigantopelta aegis, 2484 nucleotides. RefSeq lists its product as uncharacterized. Lineage: Eukaryota; Metazoa; Mollusca; Gastropoda; Neomphalida; Peltospiridae. The record is from RefSeq and is a predicted model, not a curated record. The transcript has 2 exons. Bases 138 to 809 code for a protein of 223 amino acids.
GGAUCGAUGUGUUUUCUUUCACUUCCAUCUUCCGUGUUACCACUAAUAACAGACGUCUUGUCUUCUAGUGUGUCAAGCUAUUAUUUUCAUUACUUAAUAACUUAUAUUUCCACUGAAUACCUGGCUGAGACUGGAAUAUGGGUCAGCAGACGUCUCGACAAGAGUUUCUGAAUGAGGAAAUGACAGACCCGCGAACACGCGACUGGUUCACCCUGAACCUCGCCCUGAGAGAAUCGACAGAGGCACUGGCCAUCUGCAUCCACCACAAGAUCUCCGUGCUGCACAAACGGUCUCGUCGCGCACAGGGCAACCUUCCCGCGUGUCACAGGAACUGCAGCCAGACGCAGGACUCCCAGUGGUGCGCCACCUGCAACUGGUGGAAGGGCGAGAUCUACUCGCUGUGCAAGGAUGAGUACAAGCAGCGGAUCAACUGGUCGCGGUACCACUCGGCGCAGUGGCCGCUCAUUCCAUACGAGUUUGCGAGGGUCUUCAUCCCCCGUGCGCACCGACUCUAUUACAAGUCGAACGAGUUCCACGAGGACAUCCGCUUCUCGCUGAGUUUGUUAGAGAACUGCGAGGAAUUCAACAUCCCGAAGGAGCUCAUUCAGAAGGCGUGGGUCGUGCGCAACAGCUUUCGACGUAAAGGAAAGAUGAAGAUUCGUAAGUCGGACCUGAAUCAGGGGAUCAAGGUUCUGCUGGACAUUCUGUCGAUGCCCGAGAUCGAGUCGCAUGAAGCAAUUCCGCCCGCGAUACAAAAACUUAAAACACUGUCGACGAGUAUAGAGGAAAAUGGCUGCUGUAUUUUAUAACCCUAGUGAUACGUUGGUGCAAUUAUUUUUCCUACCACAUCUUUGUGAAUUUUGUUUUAGAGGACUGCAUUAUUUAAAUUUUACUUUUGUGAUUAAAUUUUAUUUUUGUGAUUUGUGGCAGGCAAGUCAUUUUAUAGUAUUCCAGGCCUGGGCUUUGUUUCACAAAGUAAACUUAGCGCUAAUAUCACCGUAAGUCAAUAUGGUAGCUAUGCGCUUACAGUAAUCUUAGUGCUAAGAUUGCUUCGUAAAAUGGUGCCCUGGUGCUUAUAAAACUUUUAGAGUGUAGACUCGAGAUGUCAUUAUAGAUUUUAGUCUGGACUCUAAAAGUUUUAUAAGCACAAGCCCUGGGAUAGCUCUGGGUGACCAGAAAAUGUCACCAAAUUAUCUGAAAAAUGCAAAAUUAUUACCAAUUUACCAAUUGUUUUUAAAAUUUGCAAUUGACAACCUGAGUUCAUAUGUGAUCACUGUAUUCUCUUCUUAUAGCGGGUUUCUAUUCGUGUGCAAGACAUCGUAUUUCAGGCGAACUAUCAUUCUCUUCGCAUGACAAUUGCGCAAAUUUAAAUUCACAUAAAAUGUCAUUCAAUCAUGCGUUACUUUGUAAAAUUUAAACUUGCAAACUUCCCGAUCACUGGAACUUGAUCUAUGUACAUGUCAGGGGUGGGGAUUCUCCUCCGAUCCGCUGUUUUCCUCUCGUGGAACAUUGCGUUUCUUCGCAUUUUAAUCGUCCUUUCCUCCAAAAUGUGUCGGAUGGCACAGAUGUUUUACCUAGUAUUUAAAAUGUUUUUGGGACCCCUCUAGAUUUUCUCUUUUUUUACAGUUCACCAAUUCCCAUCCCUGACAUGUACAUGUAUUCCAAAAAUGCAUGUUUUAAAAAAAAAAAGGUUUACCGUAUCAUAUCAAUAAUCAAGAUGAAAAAUACCUUCAUUGCAUUAUCAUUUGGUUUAAAAAAAUACAUUUGAAACCUCUUUGUACAAAACUGUUAGUAUUACGUUACUCAUCAGUUAUGCAAAUAAAAUUCACAUUAUCGAUAAAUUGGUUAGGCCAUUAUAAAAUAAAUUCUACAUUUUCAUCACUUCCUGCCCAAUGGUGAAGAAUCACCACCAAGUUUUUUUUAUUGGUAAAAAUCCCAUACUUCUGUUUGACGUGCAGUAUUUCCAAUGUCCACUUUGAAAACAAUUUGGAUGAAAAUCUAGCAUUUAAUUACCAAUUGCGUUAUCUCUUAGGAACAAUAUUGGGAGUGUGUGUGGUCACAGCAUCCACAGUGUGUUGGGCAGGGUGGGAGGUGAGGGGCAAAAGCCAUAAGUUUAUUUGUAUAUAGUAGGACAAAAAACCCAUACAUUUUUGUUCUCGAAUGGGGGGCACAGCCCCUCAACCCACCCACCCAAAGUUCCUACAGGCCUGUAUCUAGAUUAUGGUAGCCCCACUCACAUGGCUAGUAAUAUUCAUUGUUGGACUAGUAAAUAACUACUAUUGACAUGCCCAGCGGCUAGUGAAAAAAUUAAUUGUUAAAUGUUGCAAUUAAGUCUAUUUUGUAAAUAUGAAUAUCCCGACUCCACCCCAACCCCCAGUGUUAGUGUUUUUAAUCCCGAUCUCCCUCUUUAAGUUACUACUAUUUAGUAAAAUUGUAUCGCUGAUCCCAUGGCUAGUGGAUUUAACAAAAAUUCUAGAAACCCUG